CCGUGUAAAGCCGGAUACAAAUUGCAUAAAGGCAAAGCAGAUUGCACUGCACUGCACAACAGAACACUGGUUCUAACACUGAAAAAAGGUCUCUCUACAGCAUACACUAGGAAGAAGCAAGGAGAUGGAAGGGAGCAGCAGUCGGACGCCGGAGAUAACCAUCGUCCCGGCGCCUAGGCCGGCGGCGGGGGGCGGCGCCGUGGACGCGGUGAAGGCGGCGACCAAGGAGCCCGUCAGCCCGGGCUCGCCUUCCCCGGCGAGCAGAAAGGAGAGUCAGUCCGUGUCCGUGUCUGUGCCCGGGUGGAAGCUCGACUCCCUCUGCAGGGAGUCCGGCUCGCCGCCGGCCAUGAUGGGGCGCUUCCCCUACUUCUGAAAGCCAGGGGCCCCGGACCUCUUGCUGCUUUUUCUGGCGAUGAGUAGAAAUUCAUGUGUGUACCCUGUAAUCCUUUAUCGUUCGUUCUCGUAGAUGCGCAUCUCACCCGGCGUCUGCUUUGGGCUUCUCUUGUGCGUGGUAUGCUGGUUCAGAGUUCCCGUGUGCCCUACCUGUGUGUAUAUACGGAGUACAAGUUUAAAGAGCAUACUCCUAGUUUGUGCCAGCUCAAAUUGCGUACUC
Molecule: messenger RNA, 613 nt
Organism: Brachypodium distachyon (stiff brome)
Lineage: Eukaryota; Viridiplantae; Streptophyta; Magnoliopsida; Poales; Poaceae
Exons: 1
Coding region: 125-373 (82 amino acids)
Source: RefSeq, a predicted model, not a curated record